Molecule: messenger RNA, 1680 nt
Organism: Sitodiplosis mosellana (orange wheat blossom midge)
Lineage: Eukaryota; Metazoa; Arthropoda; Insecta; Diptera; Cecidomyiidae
Product: zinc finger protein 595-like
Exons: 1
Coding region: 1-1617 (538 amino acids)
Biological process (GO): regulation of transcription by RNA polymerase II
Molecular function (GO): DNA-binding transcription factor activity; RNA polymerase II cis-regulatory region sequence-specific DNA binding
Source: RefSeq, a predicted model, not a curated record
AUGUGCUUCACGAUCGACCAAUAUGAGCAGGCGUGUGGAUUUUUGCUGCUGAGCGAGUUCAACACAUUUAUUUACUGCUGCAAAAGGUGUCACUGUGAAUUUGAUUCCGGGCCCAAUUUGGAGGUGCACAUUCUCUCGGAGCAUGAACACGACAAGGCAUAUAUUGGAAAUGGGUUUGUGGACGAUGACAUUAUUGUGGAUGUUGGUGGACAAGAACUGAAUGAAUUUUUAGCAACAGAGGAAGUAUUGAUUGAUGGCGAACCGGUCGAUGUAAAAGCAGAAGAAAGCUUUAAAAUAUCGGCUGCAUUUGAAAGCAAUGUAAAUGAUGAUGACUUUGGAAACGACUUGGAAAUGAUUUCUACUGCUAAUGAAUCUGUUGUUGCCAUUGACGUUCCACUUGUUAAUCGGACCAAAAGAGCGGAAAAUAUGAAUGUUCUGGAUCAAAAUGUGAAGAAACCAAACCCGAUGGAUUCAGGCCAAAAAUCGCAAAGUUCAAACCAAAAAUCGAAGAUAUCUGCUGGAACAUCGAAAAAUUCCGAUAAAAUUUCAAACACUUCCAAAAAUAUUUCAACAACAAAAAUCCCAAUGAUAAGUCGAAUUGUAAAAGCGUUUCACGGUAGAGCAUCGAACGAAACACCAGUUAUUUUAUCAACAUUAGUCCAAGGGUAUGGCCUCACAAAUACAAAAGGAACCACUUCAGAAUCGACACACAACUUGCCGCCUGUAUUCUACUGUGAACACUGCCCGGGUGGGUUUUUCACUGUGAAACAAAAAUUGCGACAGCACAUGAAAACUCAUGUGAACGCAUUGCGACGAAAAAUGUGUCCAAUAAGAAAAAAGAACUCAAUUCAAAUCCCAAUGAUAAGUCAAAUCGUAAAAGCGUGCCGCGGUAGAGCAUCGAUCAAAACACCAGUUUUUCCACCAGCGUCAAUCCAAGAGUCGGAGAGCAAAAAACCAAAAGAAACCACAUCAGAAUCGACACCCGAUUUGCCGCCUAUAUUCUACUGUGAACACUGCCCGGGUCGGAUUUUCACUGUGAAAGCAAAAUUGAGGCAACACAUGGAAACUCAUGUGAACGCAUUGCGACGAAAAAUUUGUCCAAUAUGCAACCGUAAGCCCAUAAACUACGACAAACAUAUGAGAACGUUCCAUGGUGAAGUGGGUCCGCAUAAAUGCGAUUCUUGUCCGAAAUCAUUUCAAUACAAGUCUGGGCUAGUGUAUCAUAUGCAAAAGCAUGCGACAGAGAAACUCUUUCUGUGCGAAAUUUGUGGUAAAUCAUUUCAAACUAGUGCGCUGUUAGGAGGACACGUGAGGAUAAAACAUGAACAGAAAAAGAACCAUGCAUGUCACUACUGUAGUAAAUCAUUCUGCAGUCCUGCAAGUCUCAAGGAACAUACGAACAGCGUUGAUUUGAAAUUACGACCGUUCGACUGCGACAUUUGCGGAAAAAAAUUCAACACCAGACGAUCUGUGCGCUUACACAAAAUAACACACGGAGAGCCGUUGCUUCCAUGCAGAUUUUGUGACAAAAUGUUCAAACUACGCGAAAAUCGGCUGAAACAUCAAAAACGAAUUCAUGGUACUACUAUUUCAGUGGAUUUGAUUUGGCGAAAUUAAAAGCAGCAUACAGAAUCUCGAAAGAAGAGAAUUAAUCAAAUUGUUAUUUACAUUAAAUAUAUU